AUGGUCUUCAGCAAGGCAACUUUCGCGUCCGUCUUCGUCUCCCUGCUGGCUUGUGCUUCUGCAGCGGAAGUACCAAAGACUGAUUAUGAUGUUAUUGUGGUCGGCGGUGGCCCUGCGGGUUUGAGUGCGCUCAGCGGUGUGUCUCGCGUCCGCAGAACUGCUCUCUUGCUUGAUAGCCAGGAAUACCGCAAUGCUCCGACUCGGGAGAUGCAUGAUGUGAUUGGUAACGAUGGCACCCCGCCUGCUGCUUUCAGAACUCUUGCUCGAGAGCAGAUCUCGAAGUAUCCUACUGCUCACUUUAAAAAUGAGACCGUGGAAUCCAUCGUUCCUCUUGGCGAGGGAGAUUUCUCUGCCUUCACUGUCACCGACAGUCAGGGUGAAACCUAUACUGCGCGCAAGAUCGUGCUCGGCACAGGCGUUCGUGAUGUUCUUCCCGCCACCCCCGGCCUUCAAGAGGGAUGGGGCAAGGGUAUCUUCUGGUGCCCGUGGUGCGAUGGAUACGAGCACAGAGACCAGCCAUUUGGCAUGAUUGGCGACAUUACCGAUAUGCUGGGCAACGUGUUGGAGACCCACACACUGUACGACGAUGUCAUUGCGUUUGUGAACGGCUCGCAAACGGCCGACGGUGAGGCCCGCGCCACUGCCAAGGUCGCGGACUGGAAGGAGCAGCUCGCUGCUUGGAAUACUACCAUUGACAACCGCACCAUUACUUCUAUCGAGCGCCUCCGUGAUGGCGGCAAGAACCGGGAUGAGAGCGCUCAUGCGAAAUUUGACAAGUUCCGCCUCCACUUUACUACCGGCAGGCCAGUCGAUCGCAAUGCUUUGAUGGUCAACUUCCCUACUGUCCAGACCUCGUCGCUCCCAGCAGAAAUGAAUCUCGAGAUUGUCAAUAACAAAAUUAACGUCACUAGCGCCAUGCGUGCCAGUGAGCCUGGAGUCUUCGCUGUCGGCGAUGCGAACAGCGACGGUAGUACUAAUGUUCCCCACGCAAUGUUCUCCGGCAAGAAAGCUGCUGUCUAUCUUCAUGUCGAACUCUCUCGUGAGGAAUCCAAGGCAUUGGUCUCGAAGCGUGCCGAACUUUCCCACCGCGAACUUGAGGAAGAGGCUAUGACGUCAAUUGGUGACAACCUCGAUAGGGAAUGGAAGCGUGCUCUCGGCCAGCAGUAA
This is a messenger RNA of Penicillium bovifimosum, 1167 nucleotides long. RefSeq names its product NAD(P)/FAD-dependent oxidoreductase. The record is from RefSeq and is a predicted model, not a curated record. NCBI's taxonomy places the organism in Eukaryota, Fungi, Ascomycota, Eurotiomycetes, Eurotiales, Aspergillaceae. Bases 1 to 1167 code for a protein of 388 amino acids. The transcript is spliced from 3 exons. Gene Ontology annotation, molecular function: oxidoreductase activity.